Messenger RNA from Henningerozyma blattae CBS 6284, 609 nucleotides. RefSeq names its product RNA polymerase II subunit A C-terminal domain phosphatase (gene SSU72). The coding region runs from base 1 to 609 and encodes 202 amino acids. The transcript has a single exon. The record is from RefSeq and is a predicted model, not a curated record. Gene Ontology annotation, molecular function: RNA polymerase II CTD heptapeptide repeat phosphatase activity. NCBI's taxonomy places the organism in Eukaryota, Fungi, Ascomycota, Saccharomycetes, Saccharomycetales, Saccharomycetaceae. Gene Ontology annotation, biological process: termination of RNA polymerase II transcription. Gene Ontology annotation, cellular component: mRNA cleavage and polyadenylation specificity factor complex; nucleus.
AUGGAUACUUUAAAAUUUUGUACGGUUUGUGCGUCUAAUAACAAUAGAUCUAUGGAAGCUCAUAAAGUUUUGAGCGAAGCUGGUUAUAACGUGGAAAGUUAUGGGACUGGGUCUGCAGUCCGUCUUCCAGGUCUAUCGAUUGAUAAGCCCAACGUAUAUUCUUUCGGCACACCAUACAAUGAUAUAUAUAAUGAUCUUUUAAGCCAAUCUCAAACCCGUUAUACGUCUAAUGGGCUGUUACAAAUGUUGGAUCGUAAUAGAAAGAUUAAGAAGGCUCCUCAACGUUGGCAAGAAGAACAUUCUCGAACAUUUGACAUUGUAUUUACUUGUGAAGAAAGAUGUUUUGAUGCAGUAUGUGAUGAUUUAAGAACAAGAAACGGUAUCGAAGGGUCAAUCGUACAUAUUUUCAAUGUCGAGAUCAGAGAUGAUAAUGAAAAUGCCAAGACGGGUGGUCAAGCCAUUAGGGAAUUGGCAGAUAUGUUAACUGCUCACAGUCAAGAAUCUGAAUCUCAAAACAAACCAUUUUCUGAUGGCAUUCCCACCAUCUUGGCCAAAUGGCAAGAGGCUCAUCCAAACUUACCAUGCUUAUAUGCACCUGGAUAUUAUUAA